UAUAUACAAUGCAUACAUAUGUUUUUUUUUUUUAUAAUGUGAAUUGUUUUAGCAAAACACUUGUUUUACGAUAACAUUUAAAAAAACAAAUGAUGAUGAAAAUUACAUGUAAUUUGCUCCAUUAUUUUUACAGUCGGAGCCAAAAUCCAAAGUGAUGGCUAUUGGCUAUAUAUGCUUAUUUGACAUUUUCUAAUCAAGUGGAGGCAAUGUGUGUAAUUACUGUGGCCUAACUGCCCCAUAAAUCACGCCAUAAACAUUGCAUCUUUCUCCAAACAGGAAAAAAAAAUUUAAUUAUUUAUACAUCUCUUACUAAAAACUAAAUAUUUUUUUCUCUAUAAAUUAUCCUCUUUCUCCUCUCCCAUUCAUCUCUAAGUUCAAUCACACAAUGGGGAAUUACCACUUUAAUAGAAAUGCUCUCUUCCUCUUCUCCCUUCUCUUUCUACUCUCAGUCUGCAACGUUAUACAGGCUUCUCGUGGUCGUGGCCGUGGUGGCGGUCUACUCCACCCUCAACAAUGCAAGCCGAGAUGCAAUUAUCGGUGUUCGGCCACGUCGCACAGGAAGCCAUGCAUGUUCUUCUGUCUGAAGUGCUGCGGGAAGUGUCUCUGUGUUCCCCCUGGAACGUACGGGAACAAGCAGGUGUGCCCUUGCUACAACAACUGGAAGACCAAAGAAGGUGGGCCCAAGUGCCCUUAAUUAGUUUGUUAAUUAAUUAAUUAUCCAUAUAUAUCCAAUACUUAAAUGUAUACCACCGCUGUGUUGGUUCGUUCUCUCUUUAGUUUUAUGCCGUAAUACUCUCUCUCUCUCUCCGACCACAUAUAUAUAGAUUGUUGUUUUAGAAUAAUUUAACCUCUCUAGAGCGUGUUGUUAUGUAAUGAUUCAUAGUAGCUGCUGUCUCUCUCUCUCUUUGAUCAAUUUCAUCAUAUA
Molecule: messenger RNA, 925 nt
Organism: Tarenaya hassleriana
Lineage: Eukaryota; Viridiplantae; Streptophyta; Magnoliopsida; Brassicales; Cleomaceae
Product: gibberellin-regulated protein 5
Exons: 3
Coding region: 386-694 (102 amino acids)
Source: RefSeq, a predicted model, not a curated record